AUGCCUACCUGCGCCAAGAAGCUCUUGUACGCUGGUGCGUGCCUGGUGGCGGCCGGCCUUCUGACAUGUCUGGUGUUGAUUACACUUUUCUUCAUCCAGUUAGGAUCGCCAGGUGAGGUCUUGAUCGAUGGCCAAGAAAACUUUACGCUCACGGCCGUUGAGCCGCGUAUUGGCUUCACUUUCUUCCGCGAGUGGGGCACCAACGGCACAGAGCAUUGCCGCACCUUGCACAUCAUAUCGCCAAGCGGAAACGACGUCACAUUUUGGUGCGGCGUGCAUAGCAUUUCCCAACCACAGUUGGAGAAAACCGGACAUGUCGAACUUAAUCGAGAGUUUGGUACUUACACGGUGACCUCUGGCCAAGCCACGUGGGUCGUGGACAGGUACGAUUACUGGGGCAAAGGCCACCCACAAGCACCGUUCCUGUCGGUAUGGCAAUCAGUGCUGUGGGGAGCGUUCUUCUGUUCUUGGGCUGUUGUGCUGCCUCGGCAAGAAGAAUAG
Molecule: messenger RNA, 501 nt
Organism: Symbiodinium necroappetens
Lineage: Eukaryota; Dinophyceae; Suessiales; Symbiodiniaceae
Source: the annotation of a GenBank genome assembly